This is a messenger RNA of Folsomia candida, 1650 nucleotides long. RefSeq names its product arrestin domain-containing protein 3. NCBI's taxonomy places the organism in Eukaryota, Metazoa, Arthropoda, Collembola, Entomobryomorpha, Isotomidae. Gene Ontology annotation, biological process: protein transport. The transcript is spliced from 5 exons. The record is from RefSeq and is a predicted model, not a curated record. Bases 30 to 1439 code for a protein of 469 amino acids. Gene Ontology annotation, cellular component: cytoplasm.
AUUUGAAGUUACCUAACCAAAUUAUAAAAAUGAAAACGCCAAAAUUAUAUAUUCAUCUUGACCAAAGAAUCCCGUCAUUUUUUCCUGGACAAACAAUAGUCGGACAAGUUGUGCUUAACAAUGAUAAACCAAAGGAGCUUAAGAAUAUCACGAUUACUUUCGAAGGGACAGCCUCCGUCCAUUGGACUGAAAACGUGAAAGAAACAGUGGGGACAGGAAAAUCGAAGCGAACCACCUCUAAAACAAUACAUUUAACAUCCAAGGAAAAUUACUUUAAUGCGAGCAUACUUCUUUUUGGCGGUGACGGAAAGCGAAACAGCAUAACACUUCCAACGGGCACAAUUACAUACCCAUUUCAGUUCACACUUCCGGUCAAUCUGCCCUCCUCUUUUACCGGAAGACAUGGAAUGGUUCACUACUUGAUGGAAGCACGCGUAAAAAGGUCAAAACUCAAGACUGACCUCACGUCCGUCGUCCCUUUCACGGUCAACGGAAUUUUGGACCUCAACUUCGAACCUGGCGUGGCUCAAUCCGUUUGCUACGAAAAACAGAAAAAUAUUUGCUGCCUUUGCUGCAAAAGCGGACCCGUGGGGUACAAGAUUGCCUUGCAAAGGACUGGCUUCGUCCCUGGCGAGUACGUCUCCUUCAACGCCGAGUUUCUGAACUAUUCUCGGAGGAAGAUUAAAGGAGUGACCGUCACGCUGAUCCAAAUUUCAAACUUUUAUGCACAAGGUCGCACCCGAAGUGAACGGAAAAAUAUUUGCUCUGCAACCUGCCCAGAACUGGCACCUGGAGAUUCUGAUUUUUGGGGAGGUGAUAUCCUCAGACUUCCAGCCCUUCCCCCAACCAGGUUGGCGUCGUGCAGAAUUAUUGAUGUACAAUAUAUCGUAAAGUUCGAAAUGGACUUAUCUGGAUUGACGAUGAAUAUGGUGGUCGAAAUUCCAAUCACGAUUGGAACUAUUCCAUUUCGAAACACUUUCAACUUUUUCAUGCCAACGUCUGAAGGACCUUUGUCAUCCCCCGCGGCAACCCUUCCAAUUGCUCCGCUACCCAGCACGUUUAAUCAACUCUCCGUCGAUCAGCUUCCAGGAUACAGUGGAAAUAUGAAAAAUCAGACCGUUUCCGUCCCAUCACCAGCAGCAGCAGGAGGGUCACAAGUUCUGUCAGUCCCUUCAGCCCCCGUUUUUGACAUGUAUCCAGAUCUUCCACCUCCAACAUAUGCCGAAGCCGUGCAGAAUGAAAAGUUUGAGUACAACUUGGACGAAGGGGGUAAUAAUAAUGGGGGCAAUACUAACCUGGGAUUUUCAGGUAAUAAUGGACCUUUGGAUGAUCAGGCAAACGUUGCUGGAACAUCGUCACCUUUGGCAUCCGCACCCCACCCACCUGGAUACGACUACGUUCCAAAUUAUAUCACGUAUGGAUUUUCCAAAGGAAAAUAGGAACAUCAAACACGUACAUAAUUUCUAAUACAAAAUAAGUACUUACCUAAAAUUCAUAACAAUUUUAUUGACUUCGUAUAAUAUGAAGUGAGCUUGUAAGAUAAUGUGGUGUUAUAGUUAUCUCGAUUUAUUUCUAAUGAACAUGCUUCAUGAAAGCAAUAUGAUUUUGUCCGCUUCAGUGAUUUUAGUAAAAAUAAAUACCUGAAACGCA